UCUCGUGUCAUACUCCAAUUAUUUGCGUCCAAGCGAGUCCCAGUGACCAUGUCACAUAUCUCACAUCAGUUUAAUUACCAGCUUGUGCUAGGCGGCGGAUAAUUGAUUAAAGCGCUUGGCACGCUUUGCGUGAGGCAUUAGGAAAAAAGGGACUUAACCAGACAAAAGGCAGCAAAGAGAAAUGCCAACAAAACAGGAAAUCAUAGAUAUGAUGGAGAACCAUCUGCCGGGUGAGCCAAUAAACAUUGGACGGAGUGAACAACCCCCCGCUUAUCCCUCAUUGGAACCGUCUGCCUUACAAAUGCAACAGGAGGAUACUUUUCCAGAAAAUGAAUUUAGAGGAAGCGUUUAUUCAAUAACCCAGGCCCCCAUUGCCCAUCCACCUGCUCAGUUUGGGGCUCGCUCCCAUUUGGCCUAUUGUCCUUCGUGUCGAUCGCAAAUGCUGACUCGCGUCGAUUAUGAGGCAACUAUGAUGACUCACAUUAUUGCUGCUAUCUUGUGCUGUACCACAUGCUCGUGUUGUUUGCCCUACCUUUUCGACAAUUGCAAAAGCGCUCGCCAUUAUUGUCCCCAGUGUGAAUCAUAUUUAGGCUCCCAGGUGAAGUAGUGCCGAGUAUGGGGGAAUUGGAUUGAAACUGAAAUAAAAAAGUGUCUAAGAUAAGCUAAGCACAAAUAUAUAUGGUCUAUAGUAGCGAAGUGACGCAGGGUACAAUUUAAUAAACAAGUCAAAAACAAAAUAUAAAAGCUACAGGUAGUUCAUUAAACACUAUCGCAGAUAAAGUUUA
Messenger RNA from Stomoxys calcitrans (stable fly), 785 nucleotides. RefSeq lists its product as uncharacterized. Lineage: Eukaryota; Metazoa; Arthropoda; Insecta; Diptera; Muscidae. Bases 182 to 607 code for a protein of 141 amino acids. Gene Ontology annotation, molecular function: zinc ion binding. The record is from RefSeq and is a predicted model, not a curated record. The transcript has 3 exons.